This is a messenger RNA of Charadrius vociferus (killdeer), 4014 nucleotides long. RefSeq names its product pecanex-like 4 (Drosophila) (gene PCNX4). Gene Ontology annotation, cellular component: membrane. The record is from RefSeq and is a predicted model, not a curated record. The transcript has 10 exons. The coding region runs from base 37 to 3588 and encodes 1183 amino acids. Lineage: Eukaryota; Metazoa; Chordata; Aves; Charadriiformes; Charadriidae.
AAAAUGAUAUUCAUCCAGCAUUCCUGAGUAAUAAGAAUGGGUCCAGAUGUACCUCUGCUGAAUGAUUAUAAACAGGAGUUCUUCUUGAAGCGUUUUCCACAGACCGUGCUGGGAGGUCCCCGGUUUAAAUUAGGCUACUGUGCCCCUCCUUACAUAUAUGUGAAUCAGAUUAUUCUUUUCUUGAUGCCAUGGGUUUUGGGAGGAGUAGGAACACUUUUGUAUCAGUUAGGAGUUAUGAAAGACUACUAUACCGCAGCACUUUCAGGAGGACUGAUGUUUGUUACUGCACUUAUGCUUCAGCUGACAAAUCUAUAUGCAAAACAGAAAACAGUGACGGUAGAAAGAAUGCAAAUUCAGAAUACCCUAACGGAUGAAGAUGAGUUUGAAUUUUCCAGCUGUGUAGGUUCAGAGACAGUAAAAUUUAUUAUUCCUGGCAAGAAGUAUAUAAUCAACACUGUAUUUCAUUCCUUUCUGGCAGGGGUAUUGUGUGGGUUGGGAACUUGGUAUUUGCUGCCAAACAGAAUAACCUUGCUGUAUAGCAACAUUGGAGGAACUGUUAUGAUCUUUGUAUUUGGAUGGGUGACUAUAUGUAUAGGAGAGUAUUCGCUAAUCAUAAAUACGGCUACCGAAACAGCUACUUUCCAAGCACUGGAUACUUAUGAAAUCACUGCUCUGAUGAGACCUUUCUACAUUUUUGUCUUUAUUGCAGUGGAUCUUGCACACAGGUUUGCUGUCAACACACCCAUUCUAGAACAGACAAACCAGAUUUUGCACAUCAUAUUUCUUUUUCUGCCCUUUUUAUGGGCAAUGGGAAUUCUGCCCCCGCUUGACGCACUUUUUCUAUGGGGAAUGGAACAACUGUUGGAGUUUGGACUAGGAGGUUCACCUAUGUCAAGUAACACAAAGUUAUUAGUAAUGUUUCUCAUUUCUGCUGGAACAGCAAUAGCAUCGUAUUUCAUUCCCAGCACUCUCGGUGUGAUCCUCUUCAUGACUGGAUUUGGGUUCAUACUGAGUCUUAACCUAAGCGAGAUUGGUUUUGCCUUCAAACACACCAUGAUCAGCCAUUUAGCCUCCAGCAAAUCUAAAAAUAUGCACAGAGGUCUUAGAAUACAAUUUGGGUGGAGGGAAUUUAUUUUUUAUUUGACUGUAUUGACGUUUGCUCUCAUAGAAGCUAGCCUGCUGCAUCAAUUUGCAGGCUUUUCAUCGUUUUCCCAAGCCAGUCCUCAGGCUAUAGCGAGUUACAUUCUGAUCAUAUUACUUAUAAUUAUGUGGAUUCUUAGAGAGAUUCAGAGAGUGUACUUGUUUGGAGUCUUCCGAAACCCCUUUUAUCCAAAGGAUGUCAGGACUGUGACUGUGUUCAUGGAGAAGCAAAGAAGGCUAAUGAAAGUUGGUGUUGUCAGGAGGAUUUUACUAACACUAGUGUCGCCAUUUGCUAUGAUAGCAUUCCUGUCACUAGACCGUUCGCUACAAAAUCUUCAUUCCGUGUCUGUUUGCAUUGGAUUCACAAGAAUAUUUAGGAUGGUCUGGCAGAAUACUGAAAACGCCUUACUGGACAUAGUGGUUGUGUCAGUAGCACAAAUGUUGGUGUUUAAUCCAGACCUCUGGUGGAACAAGAGCCUUGAUACAGGAAUCAGACUCCUGCUGGUUGGUAUCCUACGGGAUCGACUGCUUCAGUUCGUCUCAAAGUUGCAGUUUGCCAUAGCUAUUCUUUUGACAUCGUGGACAGAGAAAAAGCAACGUCGCAAAUCUACCGCUACCUUAAUCACACUCAAUAUCGUUUUCUUCCCGAUCCUGCUGACCUUCAUCGCCAUCUCUGCCAUCCUUUCUUCUCCCUUGCUGCCGCUCUUCACGCUCCCGGUAUUUUUGAUUGGGUUUCCUAGGCCUAUCCGAAGCUGGCCAGGACCUGUAGGUGCUACAGCGUGUGUUUGCUCUGAUACCGUGUACUACCAGCAGAUGGUUCCAAGUCUGGCUGUUGCUCUGCAGUCUGCACUAGCAGCCGGUAGCCUAGGUCUCUCUCUACCUGGAUCACAUUACUUGUGCCGUUUUCAAGAUAGACUGAUGUGGAUAUUGGUGCUAGAAAAAGGCUUCACUUACUGUGGUGUUAACAUUAAGGGACUAGAAUUGCAGGAAACGUCCUGUCAUGCUGCUGAAGCUCACAGAGUUGAUGAAAUUUUUGAAAUGGCUUUUGAACAUCAGGAGCAGACAAAGAUUCUCUCUCCUAAUCACCAUUUUGGACACAUUUUGACUCCUUGUACUGUUCUACCUGUGCGGCUGUAUUCCGAUGCCAGAAAUGUGUUAUCUGGAAUAAUUGACUCUCAUGAAAAUUUAAAGCAUCUGAAAGAUGAUUUCAUUAAAGUGCUUGUAUGGAUGCUUGUCCAGUAUUGUUAUAAAAAAUCAAAAACAUGGGAAAGCCUGGGCAAUGCCGACAAGAGCAAAAAAGGAUCAUUUCCGGAAAAUCAGCAUAGCGCUGCAGUAGAAAGAUCCAGGCCUCUGAGGGAAGAAGACAGUUUUAGUGUUGAAACAAUUGAGGACUGGACUGAUGAUAGUGACAUUUUUGAUCUUGAACCCAGUGGCAGAAUGAAAGACAGAAAAGAACCUGGGCAGUGGGGAACUACACCAAAAGUACAUCUGUCCAUUCCAGGAUCCGUAGACACACAGAGCCAAGACAUCUCACAAGAAAUGUCACCAGAAGAUAAGUUAUACAGGGCUGUUGUGCUUGGGCUUCCUGCUGUAGACAAAGGGAAACAGCAAGAAGUUUUACCUCGGGUUGCAUUUAGUUGCUCAUAUUCGGAGCUAUUGAGCAUCCCUGAAGAAUGGAGAACAGCCCCAGUGCCUACUUCCAAAGUCAGUGAAAUGAGGCAGAGGUUUCCAGAAGAAUGGUACCACUUCAUUUUGAGUCAGCUGGACUUUUUUCAUCUGAAAGAAAAGCCUUCCAAUUUACUUGAAGACCUUAUGAAAGAUAAAGCUUUGAAAGACUUAUACGUCCAUGGAGUAUUAUCGUGUUGUUUUGGUCUGUUUGGACUGGAUAACACCGUGCCUGCCCCGAGCCAUGUGUUCCGAGCGUACACUGGUGGUAUUCCUUGGUCUGUUGGUUUGGACUGGCUAACCGGCAAACCGGAGCUAUUCCAACUUGCAUUGAAAGCGUUCAGAUACACUUUUAAACUUAUGGUUGACAAAGCAAGCCUGGGUCCAGUUGAGAACUUCAAAGAGCUGGUUAAUUAUCUGGAAGAAUAUGAAAACGAUUGGUACAUUGGGCUGGUGUCGGACCUUGAGUGGCAGCAAGCAGUUCUGCAGGAAAAGCCAUACCUUUUUUCACUGGGGCAUGACCCAAAUAUGGGAAUUUACACUGGGCGAGUCCUCACUCUUCAGGAAUUGUUAGUACAAGUGGGAAAACUUAAUGAUGAAGCUGUCCGAGGUCAGUGGGCAAAUCUGUCCUGGGAGCUGCUGUAUGCUACAAAUGAUGAUGAAGAACGUUACAGCAUCCAGGCACACCCCGUUCUUCUGCGCAACCUUACUGUGCAAGCUGCGGACCCACCUCUUGGCUACCCCAUUUAUUCAUCUGAACUUCUGCAUCUGCCUUUGUUCUAGAAUGUCUGUGGCACUUUUUUUAGUAGUAUUAUUAUUUUGUAUUUUCCAUCUGCAUGUUGGGAAUCAAACGUUCAUGCUACAUUUAUACACUACAAAUUAGAUUUUACUCUCAAAAUGGCGUUGGAUGGCAGUGCCAAGCCAGCGUAGGUAAUUUGCACGGAAAUGGUGCUAGCCAGAACCUUCGGCAGGCAGGAAGUUUUGAACUGUUUUCUUGCUGCUGGAACAUGUGAGAGACACCAUUGCCCGUGUGGCCAAUGAGCCAGGAGAUGCUGAAAUUCUCUUCUCUAGUUUAGAGAAGAGCAGCGUAAUUCUGAUCAUUAACUACUUUUGGUGCAUUCUGAUUUUUUUUUUUUAAUUAUUAUUUUUUAUUUUUAAUAGUUGGACAGGUGACUUGCACUGACAGGUUACAGCUCACUGUAGUACCGU